CUAGAAAGACAGUGUGAGCGCAUGCCUGAAGAAUCAAACUGUGAUUGCGCGCGAGAUGCUGGAUUUAAUUGUAGGCUACAUGCACGCGCGCACGUGUGCAUGCGUGUUUGGGCUUAUUGCGAUUGCGCUCUCAGUCUUGAAUUUGUCCCGCGGAUGCAUGUGAGAGGGGAAGCUCUCCCGUUUGCAAGCAUUGCAAAAGUGUAGGCUACAGGACGCGAGGCGAUGCGCACAGCGGAGAGUCUACAGAAGCGGACGUGGUGAGCGAAACAGAUUUUUGAGGACAAGGAGACGAAAGUGCAAGCCGUAAACAUAAACGGCAGCAGCAAACCCUCGGCAUAAAUCGGUGUAUUUACAGUGAUUUUGAGCACACUUCUCCAGAAAGCUAAUCGGAGGAGGUCGCGUGCGGGGUACGCUGUCUGCUCAUUAUUUCACCAGCACGGCUCAGCCUGACCGUCCGCUGCCCGGCUUCAGACGAUACCGUGCGCUCCGAUGAUGAGCCAGCAGUGGUGAUCCGGUGAAGAAGACGAGCCGCCGGACAUCAACAAGUCCACCGUGCUUUGAGAAAAUGGGCUGUUUUUACAUUGUGGAGGGCAGGGCUUUGCUGUAACACCGGCGGAUCAUGGCAGGGGUACACGCUUCAGAUGCUGUGUCGGGACAUUUUUUGGAUUCUGCUAUCGGCUCGCCGCCGGCCCAGGGCGCGACCAACGCUGCGGAAAUCACCGGCGAUGCGGCCGCGCUUCCUCCGACCGGUACCCGGGCGUACUUGGAGGUGUCAGCCGCUGCCCAGGGCUACGGAGCCGAGGGAGUUUACACCAAUGGACGGUACAGGGAGCACGGCAGUCCAAGGAUCGGGAGUGGCAGCCGUGAUAAUUCCGCCGAGAGAAGUCAGGGAGCUGGAAACACACCUUGCGGCAUCAUGAAGGAUGGUUCCAAACAGAGACAGGUGAGGAAGAAAACAGUGUCCUUCAGCUCAAUGCCAAGUGACCGCAAGAUCAACAGCACAGCUGCUUGCAUGGCCUUCAUGAUGGAGGGUUGUGAGAUGAAGAAGGUGCGCUCCAACUCACGCAUGUACAACCGCUACUUCCUGCUGGAUCCAGACAUGCACUGGCUCCGUUGGGAACCAUCCAAGAAGGAUUCAGAGAAGGCCAAACUGGAGAUCAAGGGCAUUAAGGAGGUUCGUUUGGGAAAGAAAACUCCAGUUCUGCGCAGCAAUGGUCUCUCAGAUCAGUUCCCUGAUGAAUGCGCCUUCUCAAUCAUCUAUGGGGAUAACUAUGAAUCCUUAGAUUUGGUAGCCAGUACAGCAGAUGUUGUCAGCACCUGGGUGAUGGGCCUUAGGUAUUUGGUGUCUUAUGGCCGGCACACCGUGGACAUGGUGGAACCCAGCCAACCGAGUCUACGAACAUCUUGGAUUGGCUCAGUGUUUGAGCUAGCAGAUAUGGAAAAGGAAGGACACAUAGAUCUGUUCAGGGCCACCCAGAUAAUCAAGGGGCUCAACCCUGGAAUGAAAGAGGCGAGGAUAGAGCUCAAGUUCAAAGAACUCCAGAAAGCUAAAGACCAAUAUGGAGAGGCAAUUAACAUGGACACCUUUGUGGAGGCCUACUGUGAGCUCUGCACACGGCCAGAGAUUUUCUUCCUGCUGGUGCAGUUCUCCAGUAACAAGGAGUAUCUGGACAGUAAAGAUCUGAUGCUAUUCGUAGAGGUGGAGCAGGGUGUGGAAGGUGUAACUGAGGACAUGUGCAGGGAUAUUGUUCAGAAAUUUGAGCCAUCUGCUGAAGGCAGGGAGAGGGGGUACCUCUCCAUUGAUGGCUUUACACACUACCUCCUCUCCUCCGAAUGCCACAUCUUUGAUCCCCAGCACAAACGUGUGUGCCAGGAUAUGACCCAGCCUCUGUCCCACUACUACAUCAACUCGGCACAUAAUGCCUCCCUUCUGGAAGACCAUUUCUGGGGUUCGUCAGACAUCAGCAGCUACAUCCGAGCUCUAAGGAUGGGUUGUCGCAGCAUUGAGGUCAUUGUAUGGGAUGGCCCUGAUAAUGAACCAGUGGUGUAUGUAGGUAGUUCUGUAGCCUCACAUCUAGCUUUCUCUAAAGUCCUGGACAUUAUAAACCAAUAUGCUUUUGAGAGCUCUGAGUAUCCCCUGAUUCUCUGCUUAGUGACCCACUGCUGCAUCCCCCAGCAGAGGGUCUUGGCACAGCACAUGAAGAAGAUUCUUGGGGACAAGCUGUACAUUGAACCCCCCAACAAGGAGGAAAACUACCUACCCUCCCCUGAGAAACUCAAAGGUAAAAUCCUCCUCAAGGGUAAGAGGCUACCACCCAGCUGCACUGACACUGAGGGGGACGUGACGGAUGAGGAGGAAGGUCUGGAAAUGUCCCGAAGAGUUGGGGCUGAUGAGAAGGACCAGCUCAAUGGCUUAGGCUGCAAGAGACUCAGACUGUGCAGGGAGCUCUCUGAUCUUGUGUCUCUCUGCAAGUCAGUCCAGUUUAGGGACUUUGAAAUGUCUAAGAGGGACCAGAAAUACUGGGAGAUUUGCUCCUUUAAUGAGGUAGAUGCAAACAGGUUUGCCAAUGAGUUCCCAGAGGAAUUUGUCUGUUAUAACAAGCGCUUUCUUUCCAGGGUAUAUCCCACACCUAUGAGAAUUGAUGCCAGCAACAUGAACCCCCAGGAUUUCUGGAAAUGUGGCUGCCAGAUUGUGGCCAUGAACUACCAGACGCCAGGCCUGAUGAUGGACCUCAACCUAGGCUGGUUCAGGCAGAAUGGCAACUGUGGGUAUGUUUUGCGGCCAGCCAUCAUGAGGGAGGAGGUGUCUUACUUCAGUGCCAAUGCUCGGGACUCCCUGCCGGGGGUGUCUGCCCAGCUUCUUCACAUUAAGGUCAUCAGUGGGCAGAAUCUGCCUAAGCCUCGUGGCUCUGCUGCUAAGGGUGAUGUGGUGGAGCCCUACAUAUAUGUAGAGAUUCAUGGCAUCCCAGCAGACUGUGCUGAGCAAAGAACCAAGACUGUGUCCCAGAAUGGUGACAACCCUAUUUUUGAUGAGAGUUUUGAAUUCCAGAUCAAUUUACCGGAACUUGCAGUACUGCGCUUUGUUGUGCUGGAUGACGACUACAUUGGAGAUGAGUUCAUUGGCCAGUAUACCAUCCCAUUUGAAUGCCUACAGCCAGGCUAUAGACAUGUCCCUCUACAAUCUCUGACAGGAGAGUUUCUACCCAACACCACUCUGUUUGUCCAUGUAGCCAUCACCAACAGGCGGGGUGGAGGAAGGGCACAUAAGAGGGGUCUGUCCGUCAGGAAGGGUAGGAAGGCCCGGGAGUAUACCACCACCAAGACCACAGGGAUCAAAGUAGUGGACGAGCUUUUCAGAGCUUCCACCCAGCCCCUCAGGGAGGCCACAGACCUCAGAGAAAAUGUGCAGAAUGCCAUGGUGUCAUUCAAGGAGCUCUGUGGCCUGACCCCGGCGGCCAACAUGAAGCAGUGUAUCCUGACUGUGUCUACCUGGCUGAUGAACAGUGAGCGGUCACUGAGGGUAACAGUGGACCUGAGCGAGACUUACCCCACCAUGGAAGCUCAGGGUCCUGUGCCUGAGCUGCUGCGCAAAGUGCUCAACGCCUAUGACAUGAUGAUCCAAACCAGCAGAACACUGAUUGAGUCGGCUGAUGUUGUCUACUCCAAGCUCACACAAGCACAACGGGAAGGUCUGGACUUCCAUGAGGACCUGCAUCGUAUUGGGGCAAAGGAGGGUUUGAAAGGCCGUAAACUUCAGAAGGCGAUGGAGAGCUACGCUUGGAACAUCACUGUCCUCAAGGGCCAGGCAGACCUGCUGAAGCACGCUAAGAGUGAGGCACUGGACACCUUGCGUCAGAUCCACUGUGCAGCUCAGUCCUGUGGUCUCAGUAAAAACGGAGCAGCUUCCCCCCAGCUCCAGCACCACCCUCACCACCAGCCACAGCAGGUCCAGAUACAGCAACAGCCUCAGGCCAAGGCCCACCCACAGCCCCCACCACUGCACCAGUCCCAAACUCAGUCCCAAUCCCAGACCGCACCUCAGGCUUAUCUCCAUCCCUUUCCCCAGCAACAUCCCCAGCUACCAGCUCACCCUCUGGUUCAAACUUUCUCAAAACCACCGGCAUAUCAUCAACCCCCACCCCUACCACAGCUCCAGUUUCAGUUCCAGAGCCAGCAGCAGAGGGCAGCAGGACCUCUGGACACCAUCCCUGAGAAAGAGAUGGUCAGUGAUGAUCCCGCGAGAUCCUGCUGACCCGCAGCCUGUGCCCACAGAGAAUCCUACCCGAAGAGAGACAGAGAAAGCGACAUAGAGAUGGAGAAGCAGAAGGGUGUAGAGGAAAAGCAGGAGGCCAGUAACAAUUGGGAGAUGGAGGAAGUGGCUGAGAGAGUUAAAGAGAUGAUGAUGGUGAGGAAGGCUCGUCGUGUUAGAAGUGAGACACAAGUCUAAGAGGAGGUUUGAGUCAGCCAGAGGGCUGAUGGAGAAAAGACCUCACACUUCAAUCACACAUUUCUAAACAGGAUGGAAAACUGGAAUGACUUUUCUCUGUCGUAGAUUUGGAAGUUAAUCUUCCAUCUUAGCCAGGAAGUUUAGGUCUCUUCUGUUUUCUCUCUUGUGAAAAGUCCAAAAGGGUAACAGCUGGUAACAAACUUCUGACAUGUGUUUCUGCAUAGGAACGUGUUCAUUAGUUGGAUCAGUGAGUUAGAUAUCCCUUUCUCUCUCUGGGCAGUGCUAAUUUCAUGCCCCUCAACUAUGUACUCUAGCUCUGUGGGUACAGGCUUUACCUCACAAUGGCAAUUUCGGCCACACAUUUGCCUUUUCAUUUUCAGAGACUCCUCUGCAUGUGUUUGAGCUUUUAUUUCUUCAUGCUCACACUCUUCUCCUCCAUCUUAGCCUUAAAGCUAAGUGCAAACCCUCACUCCUUUCAAAGAAGAGGAUGCCAUUUUUAUUUUCUGUGCACAAAGUAGAGCAGCUCGACUAGGCUAAGGUCUGUAGGAGUCACAGAUGAACAUUUCAGCACAAACCAGGGAGCUGUAGAGCUAAAAUAGAAAAGCAAACUUUAGCUGUUUAUGUGUUCAGUCACAUUGAUGCUCUUCUUGCCUCCCUUGCUGGUGUCAACCUCCAUCAAGCCCCACACAUCUCCAGUGUGAUUCCUUAGGAUUAAAUUUAUUCAGCAUUUCUGGACUCACCCCACAGGCUCUCCUUGUCUCCUCCCUAGGGGCUGUGUGUGUGUGACGUUACGUGAGUUGGUGUUUUGGUCCCCAGGGUGGAGCUAGCCCACGUCCGUAGGUGGCGGAGUUCACCAGCCAAUCACAACUGGAAUAUUUGACCCUGCCUGUUAGAGGUCAAAGGUCAACAGAAACAUGGUACUGCUGUUAAUAAAAAAAAGUGAAUAUAGAUGUAAACUGUAUGUAAAAUGUACGAAAGGAACAUAUAUUGCUAUAAUAAUUCUUGCAGGCACAGACAUUAAUGAUUGAUAAUAUAAUAAUUGUUGUUAGUUCUAUUGAUAUUCUGAUUCUUUUUUAACAUUACUUCCGCGUAUACAUUGAUUUGACACUUGUUGUUCUGUGGUGCAGAUCAGGACAACCAGUGCAUGUGGGACUGGAACGAGGGUCAAACAAUAACCAGACAUGUGUUUCACUGCAAAGUGACUGUGGAUUCUGUAAGAGCUCCUUUAGUGGCCCAUUAAAACUGGCUUCAUUGUU
Siniperca chuatsi (mandarin fish) is the source of this 5703-nucleotide messenger RNA. It is a transcript of the gene plcl5, whose product is annotated as phospholipase C like 5. Lineage: Eukaryota; Metazoa; Chordata; Actinopteri; Centrarchiformes; Sinipercidae. The coding region runs from base 620 to 4252 and encodes 1210 amino acids. The transcript is spliced from 6 exons. Gene Ontology annotation, biological process: lipid metabolic process; intracellular signal transduction. Gene Ontology annotation, molecular function: phosphatidylinositol-4,5-bisphosphate phospholipase C activity. The record is from RefSeq and is a predicted model, not a curated record.